CUCCCCGUGGCAACGCACGUCAACUGGGAUCAAGUAUCACAGGCUGAAUUGCAGGGGAUCUCGGAGCAGCAAGGGCCCCAGAGAUGCAGUGUGUAGGCCCACCGAUGUGUGGACAUGUCCUAGCACUCAUCAACCUUAACCCAACCAUGGGCAAAUGGUCGGCCAGAUGAGUGUCGUCAACUUUGGCAAGUAACUCAUCUAGGAGAAGGAAACUCUGAUAUAAAACCUGGGUAGAAUGGAUUCAUUAUCUGAGGUAGGGAACCAUUCUAGAGGAAGGUAACCUUGAAUACAAAUCCCUGGCCCAACAGGUUGGAGGUUGAACAAGGGGGUAAUCUCUCCUUCUCGUAAAAAAAAAUAUUGAUUACGGAAACAAGGACUAGAAAUAAUUCAACUUUUCUCCAGACCUCAGGAUACCAGCAGAAUCCUGCAUGUAUGAAUGCUUCUAGUGAAAUCCAACAGGUAGGUAGCAGCAUGAAGAGUAUACUGAAUACGAGAACCAAGCUAAGAGUAGGCUUCUGGAAUGUCCGUACAAUGUAUGAGACCGGAAAGCAGGCUCAAGUCUUAAGAGAGAUGAAAGAGAACAAGCUGCACAUUCUAGGUGUAAGUGAGUGCAGAUGGACAGAUUUUGGAAAGAAUACAACAAGUACAGGAGAAACAAUAGUAUUCUCAGGGAGAAAAGAUGGACGUCAUCAUGAAGGAGUAGCAAUCAUUUUAUCUAAACCAACUGCUAAGUCAUUAAUAGAAUAUCAUCCAGUUAAUGAAAGAAUAAUAAGAGCAAGACUAAACACCAAGCCAGUCAAAACACCCAUAAUACAGGUCUAUUCUCCAACAAAUGAUGCAGAAAGUGAUGUUAAACAAGAUUUUUAUGAGGCACUUCAAGCUGAAAGAAACGAUUCCUAAGCAUGAUUUGACGAUAGUUAUGGGAGACCUCAAUGCAAAAGUAGGAAACAACAACACAGGAUUCGAGCGAGUGAUUGGCAAAUAUGGAUGUGGUGUCAUGAAUAAAAACGGAGAGCAGUUUGUAGAAUUUUGUGGAAACAAUAACCUUGUCAUCGGCGGAACACUCUUUCCACAUAAAGAUAUUCACAAACUAACAUGGGCAUCACCUGGAGGACGAGAUAAGAAUAAGAUUGACCACAUCGCAAUUAAUGGUAAAUGGACGAGGUCACUCCAAGAUGUGAGAGUAAGACGAGGAGCUGACGUAGGGAGUGACCACCACCUAGUCACUGCUAACAUCAAGUUGAAAUUGAAGAAAAUAGCACCAAAGUCAAAUAUUAAAAAGUACGACACAGGGAAACUUAGUGACAACAAUAUCAAACAAAACUUCAGAAUAGAGCUAAGAAACAAAUUCCACGUCUUACAAAACAGCCACAUAGAAAAUGAAAACCAAAUAGACGAACAUUGGAACAGGGUGAGAGAUACCUUCAGCACAACAAGCGAAAAAGUAUUGGGCUUUAGAAGACAAUUUCAUAAAGAAUGGAUUACAUCAGAAACGUGAAAGCUAAUAGAUAAGAGAAAAGACCUUAAGAGGAAGCUAUGUAACACACACUCUGAUAUAAUAAAAGAUAAACUUGCAGAACAAUAUAGCAGCAGCAAUAGAGAAGUUAAAAAAGGAUAGACAAAACUUUAUAGAAGGGAUGGCAAAGGAAGCUGAGAAAGCUGCCUCCGAGCAGAGAAUGGGAGAUCUUUACCAGAUAAUCAAAAAACUAUGUGGGAAGAGAAGAAACGCAAACAUGCCAGUAAGAGACAAACAAGGAGCACUGAUAACAUCAGAAAGACAGCAAUAUGAGAGGUGGAAAGAACAUUUUGAAGAGGUUCUUAAUAGACCAGAACCCACUGUAUUAGCAGAAAUCCAAGAAGCAGAAGAUGACUUAGUAAUAAACAUUAAGGAACCGUCAAAAAUAUAGAUUAUGAAAACAAUUACGACACUAAAAAAUAACAAAGCAUCUGGACACGGUCAGCUACCACCAGAAAUAUUUAAAGCUGAUCCCACACUAGCAGCAACUAUACCCCACCCACUUUUCUGCAAGAUCUGGAACGAAAACAUCAUACCAAAUAUAUGGGCUGAAGGGAGCAUUACUAUACUGCCAAAGAAAGGAGAUCUAACCAACUGCAAUAACUAGAGAUGUAUCACCAUACUUUCCAUACCUAGCAAAGUUUUUAGUAAAA
This is a messenger RNA of Ostrea edulis (European flat oyster), 2169 nucleotides long. RefSeq names its product craniofacial development protein 2-like. Bases 833 to 1498 code for a protein of 221 amino acids. The transcript has a single exon. The record is from RefSeq and is a predicted model, not a curated record. Lineage: Eukaryota; Metazoa; Mollusca; Bivalvia; Ostreida; Ostreidae.